AUGUCACCAAUCGAAAUGCCAGAACUACCGUUGCCAUCGUUCUCUGGCAAAUAUAUCGAAUGGCCGGCGUUUCAUGAUGCAUUUGUCCGACUGAUCCACACCAACACCGACUUAAGUGCUAUUCAAAAAUUUCACUUUUUAAAGAAGGCACUGCCAGCAGCAAACGAUGUAGAUGUUCAGCAAAUGGCCUUAACUGAGACCAACUAUGGAACUGCCUGGGAUUUAAUUGUAAAUCGUUAUAAUAAUCCUCGUCUACUAUUCAUGCACCACAUGAACAAGCUCUUCACACAAUCUGCAGUUACUAAAGAGUGCUCAGACGACAUCAAGUCUUUACUCAAUGUAGCAAAAGUCUGUAUAAAUGAGUUCAGUCGUUUGAAAAUACCUAUUUCACAGGGCAAUCAGUGGAUUGCGUACCUUUUGUCAACAAAGUUGCCAAAGGAUACCCAUCAAGCUUGGGAAUAUCACCUCGGCAGUGACGUUAACAUCUCCACCUUUGAAAUGUUAGAAGCAUUUUUAAAUAAGCGUCUGGUGACAAUCAAUGUGAUUGAAAAUAGAAACAUUUCGCGUGGUAAUAACUCACUGUCAAAGACCAGCAAUGUGGCUGAUAAUACUUCGUCAACUAAACGCCAAAGUCGACCUCCAAAGGCUUUAUACAGACAUAAUAGUAAUAGUUUUCACGCCACUAGUCAACCGAAAAACGUCAAUUCAUGCUUUCUGUGUGGCGAAGCACACAUUCUGCGGCACUGUACCAAAUUCCUCGCCAAAGACUGCUUUGAGAGAAAGUCUAUCGCGGACAAACCCCCACAGCAAAAUGAAUCCACUCGAUCACACGAGGGUGGCAAAUCUCAAAUAGCUUUAAACCCAUCAGCUCAAACCUUUCAAGUUGAAAGCACUCAGAGUCAGACCACGACUCAUCAAAACCCCACGUCAUCCAGGUUAACGCACACUGCUCAGCUUCUUACAGAACCGUCGCAGAAGCAGACUCGUAAGGUGCUUUUAGCCACCGCUCUCGUCACGAUCAAGAACGACGGCACGGGUCAGUCCAUCGUAGUACGUGCGCUAUUAGAUCAAGGCUCUGAAUGCACACUUAUUUCAGAGCAUGCCGUUCAAACACUCUGUUUGACACGCAACCGUGCUUCGGCAGAUAUAUCUGGGGUGGGCAGCAACGUCGCGCAUCGUUGUAAGCACACUGUGAAUUUCACAAUGCACUCAUAUGUGAACCCUAACUACCAUGUCGCGGUCGAUACCGCCUUUGUUUUAAAGGCGCUCACCAAUAAAUUGCCAAGUCAAACAAUUGAGCCAAACCAAUGGGCUCAUAUUCGAGGACUGCAGUUAGCAGAUCCUAAGUACUACCAGCCACGUCGUAUAGACUUACUUCUGGGUGCCGACAUGUUCGCUAACCUUUUAUUGCCAGAAACACGUAUUGGAGGACUUUAUGAACCAAUAGCCCAGCGCACCCAUCUGGGAUGGAUAUUGUCUGGCAAUACUACUUCCACCCCCAAAGUUGAUGCUGCUAGUCUUCAUUGCAACCAUGUCACUCUCGAGCUGGAAUCACUUGUACAACGUUUUUUCGAAAUCGAUCAAGUACCGACCGAGAGAUCUCUCUCGCAAGAAGAAAACUGGUGUGAAACACAUUUUCAACAAACGCAUAUGCGCCAACCAAAUGGGAAAUAUUUAGUGAGACUUCCAUUGAAAAAUUUGUUUGAUGAAUCUCAAACCCUCGGUAAAUCCAAAAAAAUUGCACUCAACCGCUUUCAUUCACUGGAGCGAAAACUACAACGCAACGAUGAAUUGCGAGCCCGGUAUGAAGGGUGUAUUCGGGAAUAUUUCACCCUGAAUCAAAUAACUCCUGCUACGACAACUGAGGAGCAGCAUUCCGUCAAACUUGCCUCAAGUGCUCCAACAGUCGCAUCAUGUGUAUUACCUCACCACGCUGUGAUCAAAGAGCAAAGUCUAACCACAAAGCUAAGAAUCGUGUUUGACGCCUCGUGCAAGACUAGCAAUGGCAAAUCGUUAAAUGACGUACUGUGUGUGGGACCCGCACUUCAAAAUGAUCUGCCAGCAGUAGUUUUAAAUUGGAGAAAACACAAAUUUGCGUUUACAUCUGAUAUCCAAAAAAUUUAUCGGUGCAUAGACAUGCACACAGAUGACUCGCAAUAUCAACGCAUUUUGUGGCGAAACGAAGCAAAUGAAAUUCAGGAGUAUUGUCUCACACCAGUCACAUUUGGGACUGCUUCCGCUCCAUAUACCGCGAUACGAAUCCUCCGCCAACUGGCUGAAGACGAAAGUACAUCGUAUCCGUUAGCAGCACCUGUCCUUCGGAAUGAAAUGUAUGUUGACGACGUACUAUCUGGCGGUCACUCCGUUGAGAUCGCCACCGAAAUUCGCAAACAAGUAACCUUAGCAUUGCGCUCCGCUGGCAUGGAACUUCGAAAAUGGAGCAGCAACUCAUCGGCGGUGCUGGACGGUAUUCCCACCGAAAACAGGUCAGACAGUAAUGCCUUACAGUUAAAUAGCAGCGAUACCGUUAAAACCCUUGGCAUUCUGUGGCAACCGAACAAGGACGUUUUUAAAUUCCGGCUCAACUUCGAAAUUGAUUUUACUGCCACCAAACGGUCAGUGCUCUCAACUAUAGCUCGUCUGUACGACCCACUGGGAUUAAUUGCACCGGUUAUUGUAGCAGCCAAAAUCAUCCUGAAAUCGGUAUGGUCCUUUAAGGUACAACGCGAUGAGCACACGUUCACACCAUUGGCAUGGGAUGAAACGCUACCAACAAAUCUAAAUCACCAAUGGCAACGUUUUCUAAAUACUGUAUCGGAGCUGCCCUGCAUCACAGUGCCGAGAUGGUUGAACUAUGAGCCAAAUCAUGUUAAAUCAUUACAACUCCAUGUAUAUGUUGAUCAAAAGUAUAAUGCAAAGAGAAAGUUAUCUUUUAAUAAGGCCUCGAAACGACGCACAGGUGGAGGACCUUAUCAGGAGAAGGUGCUAACACCAGCAGAGAAGUUGCUUAUUGAAACAGCUGGGUUAGAAGCUUGUGUGGAGGGGAUCAAUUCUGUCCCAACCUUUGGAGAUGUAAGAACCAUUGUGUACAAAUACAAGUGA
This is a messenger RNA of Rhagoletis pomonella (apple maggot), 3102 nucleotides long. RefSeq lists its product as uncharacterized. Bases 1 to 3102 code for a protein of 1033 amino acids. The transcript is spliced from 3 exons. The record is from RefSeq and is a predicted model, not a curated record. NCBI's taxonomy places the organism in Eukaryota, Metazoa, Arthropoda, Insecta, Diptera, Tephritidae.